AUGUGGAAAGCAGAGGUUGGCCAACGGUGAGCGGGCGAUGCGGCUCGAGUAGCGCGGGGGCCAGCCCGGCGCCCGUCCAGCCAAUCGAGGCACGUCUCGCGUAUGAUGUCAUCGGAGGAGGAGGCCGACUCACACGCGCCCUACUCGGAUAAGCUCCUAAAGAAACAGAAACGCGUCAGACAGCGCGUGGACGCCGGCGAGCCACGCAAUUCUUAUUCGACUCUCGCGACGAACGGACCCGCGCCCGCGCGCUCCGCACACAUGAGCGGGGGACUUUACGGCGCCAUCUUCGAGGGUCGCCAACACUUCGGCCUCUUCGGUACUUGCUACGCGCCGGCCGAGAUGCUCAACGAGCUGCUGGGGCGCCCGCCCAAGCAGGAGGACGGCGAUGACGCGAAUGGCGGUGACGUACUGCGCGACCGCGUUCUCAGGGACAUUCUGCAGAGCCACAAGAAGGAGCUCAUGCGACUAUCCCCGGACAAUAAUAAUGUUCUCGCGAACAACAACAACGACGAGCCUAAGGCGGAGAAACAGUCCCCGGAACGACCGAUUUCGCGGGACUCGAGGCCGGACCUCGACGAAGCACUGCUGAGGCUGGACAAUGCCUGCGACUCACGCACCUCACCGCCUCCUGCGCCUCCGCCUUCGGAUCAACUGCUCGCUCCCAAAUCGGAGCCGGAAGAUCGCGACAGUGACGCCCAAAGGUCUUCACCGCGGCCACAGGAUGUGAAACGUGCUCGUGUCGAAAACAUAGUGUCAACGAUGCGUUCUAGCCCCGCACCGCAGCAACCUCAAGUGAACGGAUGCAAGAAGCGUAAGCUGUAUCAUCCGCAACAGCACGAUGGUGCAGCAGAACGGUACGGCACCAGCCACGGCAGCAGCGCGCAGACGGUAUCGGAUGACUCCGAGGAUGACGGUGAGCGACCCCCAAUUCAGCAAAAGUUAGUAGAAAAGAAUGCUUUAAAGUCACAAUUGAGAACUAUGCAAGAGCAACUGGCCGAGAUGCAAGAGAAAUAUUUGCAAUUAUGCAAUCGCAUGGGCCAAGAGUCAGAGACUAUAGAUAAUGACGGUGCUUCUAGUGAUGUAGAGCAAACCGAGGAGACCGUUCCGAAAUCGGAGCCCGCGUCUCCGGUCAAAGAGGUGCCGCCGCCGAUACCCAACAGUGCACCACCCAAUAUGCUCUCUCAAGUGAUGAGUAAGAUGAUAUCAGCCAAGAUUCAGGCUCACAACGCAGCUCAUCCUCACCUGCCGCCCGGCUUCAACGGUUCUCUACCCAUGCUACCUCAUCUGCCGCACGGUGAGCACAUGCACGCACCUCACUCUCAUCAACAGCACCUAAACAACGCAGCCGCCAUGUAUCUUAACGUUAGUCAAAAAUUAUUCUUAGAACAAGAGGCCCGCCUCAAAGAAGCGAGUGAACAACAAAAUAAUCAACAACAAAGGUCACAAUCCAAUCAACACUCGCCCCAACAGCGACAAAUGGGCCAGACGCCGAAGCCACCUCUGCCUUCAGAACUAGCGGAACGGUUAGAUGCGUUGAGAAGCAAUACGGGGUCUGUGGGGAUAACCGGAGCGGAUCUCGAAAGUCUCGCUGAAGUGCUCAAAAAUGAAAUAACAGCGUCACUAGCGAGUCUCAUAGACUCGAUCGUAACUCGAUUUGUGCACCAGCGACGCAUAAUGAGCAAGCAGUCGGAAGCGGCCGCGGCGGCCGCAGAACAACUGAACAAGGAUUUAAUGCGCGCAUCAAGAAUGCUGGACAGAAAAUCGCCACCGCCCAAAGCACCAGAGAGACCACCGGGACAAAUGCCAGGUAACCCACCCGUCCACCACCCCGGCGCCCCAAACGGCGUUCCCUUCAUGACAAAUAACCCAAUUUUUAUGAGCCACAUAAACGGCCCCCGUGCGCCGGGCGGCGCGGCGUUCCCGCUGCACCCCGAGGCGGGCGGGCCAGGCCACGGCGCUCACAUGCGACCCCCGACAGGCCUGUUCCAGACGCCGCAGAAACCCAUGCCUUCGCACUUCGGCCCGAUGAAUGGCCACUUCGACCGGGAACAGAACAUUGACCCCAGCGAACCCUUGAGUUUAGUGGUGACGCCUAAGAAGAAGCGGCAUAAGGUGACCGACACCCGGAUCACACCGCGCACGGUCAGCAGAAUACUCGGGGAGGGGGUGGGGCAGUCGCCCGAGAGCAAGUUCCCCGAAUCGCCUUCGCCGAGACCGUUCCACGGAGGUAUGGCGCUGCCGACGUCCGUGGCGAUACCGAAUCCUUCGCUUCACGAGAGUCAAGUGUUCUCGCCGUACUCCCCAUUUUUUGGGGCGGGUGGGGGUCUGGCCCGCUCUCCGCCGGCGCCGGAGCGGGAUUCUCCUCCGCUGCCGAACGCGCCGGCGAUGCUGCACCCGGUGCUGCUCGCGGCCGCGCACCAUGGCUCGCCGGACUACCUGCGGCACCCCCACGUGCCGCACCAUGCAGCCGGGCCUCACCAUCCGCACCACAUGGACACGCAGGACCCUCACUCCGACUGCAACUCCACCGACCUGCCCUACGACGGAGUUCAGCCUACUAUAUCCUUUUUAAUAGAUAAUUCAUUACAUAACACUUUCUAA
Leptosia nina is the source of this 2604-nucleotide messenger RNA. NCBI's taxonomy places the organism in Eukaryota, Metazoa, Arthropoda, Insecta, Lepidoptera, Pieridae. The record is from the annotation of a GenBank genome assembly.